Paramuricea clavata is the source of this 855-nucleotide messenger RNA. The record is from the annotation of a GenBank genome assembly. Lineage: Eukaryota; Metazoa; Cnidaria; Anthozoa; Malacalcyonacea; Plexauridae.
UACAAAGAAGGAAUUCAGGAUGCAAAUGCUAAUGCCCUCAGUAGAUUACCAUUGCCAGACACCCCAGGUUCAACACCAGUUCCUGAAGAAACAAUCUUACUCAUGGAACUAUUGGAGACUACUCCAAUAAGAGCAGAGCAAGUGAAGAACUGGACAAAGAGAACUCCUAUACUUGCUAGAGUUUUGAAAUUUAUUAAACAAGGUUGGCCUAGCAAGUGUCCAGAUGGGGAGUUUCAACCAUAUUUUCAACGACGAGACGAGCUGAGUGUUCAAGACGACUGUAUACUUUGGGGAAACAGAGUGGUUGUUCCACCCCAAGGAAGAAGGCAAGUGGUUGACGAAUUACAUGAAACCCACCCAGGAAUAUGUAAGAUGAAAAGUCUAGCAAGAAGCUACGUGUGGUGGCCGAACAUGGAUAACGAUUUGGAAAACAAAGUACGAACGUGCAACAACUGCCAGAUAAAUAGAAAGAAUCCUCCUGAAGCGCCACUGCACCCGUGGGAAUGGCCAAGCCGACCAUGGGAAAGAAUUCAUAUUGACUAUGCUGGUCCAUUCUUGGGAAAAUGUUCCUCAUCAUGGUCGAUGCGUACUCAAAAUGGCUCGAAGUGCAUCCAACGAAUGUGGCAACAUCGAGAGCAACAAUUGAAAAACUUCGAUCAACAUUUGCAAUCCACGGCCUUCCUAAAACAAUUGUUAGUGAUAACGGUAGUAAUUUUUGCAGUGAAGAAUUCGAAGAAUUUCUGGCGAAAAACGGCAUUCACCACAGAAGGACUGCUCCUUAUCAUCCAGCCUCCAAUGGACUUGCAGAACGGGCGAUCCAGACGUUUAAGGAAGGAUGAAGAAGAUGUCAAAUAA